AUGUGGUCGUGGACCAGCGGCAUCAACCUCACCUGGGAACCUGUUAGAAAUGCAAAUUCUCUUGGCCCCACCCAGACCUUCUCCAUCGGGAACUAUGGAGGACCGCGGGCGCCCCUGCUUCGCAGGGCCCGGCCCCGCCCCGCCCCGCCCGACGCCGUGAACCGCAGCAGCGCCAGCAGCGCGGCCGAAAAGGCGGCAGCACCCCUGCUGUGGGGCUGCGAGCUAAACCAGGAGAAGAGGACGUGGACCUUCAAACCCCAGAGGGAGGGGAAGCAGGACUGCAAGCUGUCGCUUAGUACGAUUUGUUUGGGGGAGAACGCCAAAGAGGAGGUGAACCGCGUGGAGAUCCUGCCCCCAGCAAGACAGGAAGACAAGAAGACAAAGCCCGUCACCAUUGCCUCACUUCAGGCCUCGGUCCUACCCAUGGUCGUCCUGAUGGGACUGGAGCUUUCUCCUCCAGUCACUUUUCAGCUCCGGGCUGGCUCUGGACCCGUGUUCCUCAGUGGCCAGGAAUGUUAUGACACUUCAGACCUACCCUGGGAAGAGGAAGAGGAGGAGGAGGCAGCGGAGGAUGACGAUGAUGAUGACGACGAUGAUGACGACGACGAUGAUGAUGCAGAUGUGCCCCUAGAGGCGGAGACCCCUGUGAAACAAGGCAAGAGGCUGGUGCCCCCGAAGCUGAUGAGCAUUGCCAAGACCCAGUCUUCAAGAAAAGAGCCCUGUGAGAAAGGCCAAACCCGCACUCAGACCUAAGAAGCCGGGAUCCAAGAAGUGAGGAGCCAUGAGCGGCCUGACCGCAGUGACUAGGCGAGGCCCUGUGAGACCGCCUUGCAGAGUGGGCCUUCCUCUGGUGUGCUGUGGACCCAGGGCACCCCCCGCUUCCAUCUGAGUCUGAAUGUGAUGCAGGUGUUGGGGGACAACACAGGAGCCCCUCACUCCACCUCUCCAGUUUCAGCAGGACCUGGAGGGAAGAGCCCCGGCCUCAGGGCCACAAUAAAGUGCGCUGUGCCAGGACCUUGUUUCCGCGUCUUUUC
Diceros bicornis minor is the source of this 1034-nucleotide messenger RNA. RefSeq names its product nucleophosmin/nucleoplasmin 2 (gene NPM2). Gene Ontology annotation, biological process: positive regulation of DNA replication; chromatin remodeling. The transcript has 8 exons. Bases 1 to 753 code for a protein of 250 amino acids. The record is from RefSeq and is a predicted model, not a curated record. Gene Ontology annotation, cellular component: nucleolus; cytoplasm; nucleoplasm. NCBI's taxonomy places the organism in Eukaryota, Metazoa, Chordata, Mammalia, Perissodactyla, Rhinocerotidae. Gene Ontology annotation, molecular function: RNA binding; chromatin binding; histone binding.